AUGGUUCAACGAGCUAUGCACUUCACGCCAAAGGUCUUGUUGUCCGCUCCGAGGCGGUCGGCGGGUGUUCCGAACCCAGCGGGCACGCUGGUGCUUUAUACGGUCUCGACCUACAGCUUCGAGUCUCACAGCAAGACCAAUGAUCUCAGAGUCCUGGAUGUCAAGUUCGGAGAGAGCCAUGAGCUGGCACACAAUGACGAUAUCAGUGGUUUGAACUGGCUCGACGACGACAACUUUGCCUGCUUGCAAGCUGAGAAAGAUGGCACCACCAGCGUUUACAUCGCCAGCGUAAAGGAGGUGCUCAAGGAAACGAAAUUUGGAACUUCUCAUUACAUCGCUGGAAAGAUUCCCGGUCCAGCAGGAGACCUCAAAGUCAAACAACUAGAUGGCGACAACUUCGCGAUAGUUUUCUCUGCAGAAGCUGAUGGCCAUACUGGAGAGAUUACCAACCCUGAGGUAGAGCAGAAACCGCACUCCAGUGCUAGACUCUACAAUACACAAUUCGUGCGCCACUGGGAUUCAUGGACCACGAACAAAACAAAUUGUCUCUGGUACGCCAAACUUUCCAAGCAAGGCAAAGGCAGAUUUAGCAUGUCAGAGUAUACGAACGCGCUACACGAGACAGGUCUUGAAAGCCCAAUCCGCCCAUUCGGCGGCACCGACAACUUUGACGUCAGUGCGCACGGCAUUAUCUUCGUUGCAAAGGAUCCGAAGCUGAAUCCUGCAUUGAACACGAAAGAGAAUGUGUAUCUAUUACACAUAACAGAUUGGGAAGGCAAGCAUGCUCGCGUUCUGCAGGAGGUCGUAGUUCCCGGUUUCGAGGGCGCUGCGAGCUCACCAGUGUUUGCUCCAGAUGGUGAAACGGCAGCCUUCUUGAUGAUGAAUACCAACGGCUAUGAAGCGGACAAAAAUCAGAUAUUUGUCCUGCGCAACAUUCGAGAGCCAUCUCCCAAGCCGGAACAAGCAUUCUCUGCCUCUUCCGAGGGUGGCUGGGAUAGAAGCCCGGGAUCGCUUGUGUGGACUGCAAAUGGCAAAGACCUCCUCGCCACAGCCGAAGAUAUUGGAAUCAGCAAACUCUACCGCAUCCACGGCGAUCUUCAACAAGAUAAGCCCGAGGUACUGGUAAAAGACACCUUCGUCAGCGACGUCAGACCUCUCCCUGACGGUCAAAUCUUCAUCUCCGGCAGCUCACUAAGUGACAACUCAAUCUACACCAUCGUCGACCCACGCAACAUCGCCACAUGGACUCACUCCAACUCCGCAGAAGGCACCAAACUGGGAGGCCUCAAACCCUCACAAGUCUCCUCAAUCUGGACACCCGCCAGUAAUCCCAAAGUGAACAAGGAAGUCCACAGCUUCGUGAUCAAGCCCAGCAACUUCGACAGCAGCAAGAAAUAUCCCGUCGCCUAUCUAAUCCACGGCGGACCCCAAGGUGCAUGGGGAGACAGCUGGUCCACACGCUGGAACCCCAUGAUCUUCGCAGAGCAAGGCUACAUCGUCAUAACCCCCAACCCCACAGGAAGUACAGGCUACGGCCAAGGUUUCACAGAUGCAAUUCGAAGAAACUGGGGUGGAGAUCCCUAUCAAGACAUCGUCAAUGUCUUCGAAUGGGCAGAGAAGAAUAUGCCAGAAGCAGAUCACUCUCGCGCCGUAGCACUAGGAGCAAGCUACGGAGGUUACAUGAUGAACUGGAUCCAAGGCCAUCCCCUCGGUCGCAAAUUCUCCGCUCUAGUCUGCCACGACGGCAUAACCUCCUUCAACGGCGCCAUGCUCGGCACAGAAGAAUUGUACUUUCCCCUCUACGAUCUCGGCGGAACGCCCUGGUAUGAUCCAGGUUUCAAACCCGCUCCAGGAGACAAAAGCACCRCAGCUCAUCAGACUCACGCAAACUUUGGAGCUUCCAGCGCUGCUGAUUGGAGAAAGUGGGAUCCUAGUGAACAUUUCUCGAACUGGGCGACUCCACAACUUGUGAUUCAUUCUUCAAAGGAUUAUAGAUUACCGAUUGCCGAGGGUUUGGCUGCCUUUAAUGUGCUGCAGGCGAGAGGGGUGGAGUCGAAGUUGUUGACUUUUCCUGACGAGAAUCAUUGGGUUCUCAAACCAGAGAACAGUCUUGUCUGGCACAAAGUCGUUUUGAACUGGAUCAACCAUUAUGUGGGAUUGCCGCUUUAUGAUGAGACGAAGGAGGACAGCGUUGAUUUUCUGGGAGGUUUGAAGAAGGAUGAGAAAGAAGGUAAAAGCACAGCGGAGGCAUAG
This is a messenger RNA of Ramularia collo-cygni, 2253 nucleotides long. Its product is annotated as related to oligopeptidase family protein. Lineage: Eukaryota; Fungi; Ascomycota; Dothideomycetes; Mycosphaerellales; Mycosphaerellaceae. Gene Ontology annotation, molecular function: serine-type endopeptidase activity. Gene Ontology annotation, biological process: proteolysis. The record is from RefSeq and is a predicted model, not a curated record. The transcript is spliced from 4 exons. Bases 1 to 2253 code for a protein of 750 amino acids.